ACUUCGAGGUUGGAGAGUGAGUUGGAGGCGAGCACACAAUCGGAAAAUUCCAUGGAUUCAGCGGUUACACGAACUUCGAACCACGGGAAAUUCGAGUUUUUCAAAAUUAAACUUACUCGACCGGAAUUGUUAGUCAUUCUCAUCAUUGCCCUUGCGCUUUCACUUGUGGUCAACAUCGCACUCAGUAUCCGUUGUGCGCUUACCAAAACCUAUAUCGAUCAUAUGUUUCAAGGGAAACUGAAUCCGUGCCUAGAAAGUGUUCUAUGUCUCCGACGUCAGCGAAAACCUAGCAGUGCAAGUCGACCGGGAGUCUUGUUUGGAUCCUUGACCAAUGGAGCCACAUCACGUGGUGACUUGUCAUGCGCGAUGCUUGCAUCCCAUUACGGCCGGGUUGGUUUGGAUCACCCGAAUAGUGGCAACCACUCCGCAGAUGCGAUGCUCUUUUUUCCAAAUACGUCUACGAAUGGGAAAAAUGGAACUGGAGCUGCGGUGAAUCUCCCUUCGUCCAUGUUACAUACACGAGGCCAUGGGAAAAACGGCGGCCUCGGUGUGUCUACACUCUCCGGACCAAACUAUGUUAGUUUCGGUCCCCUCGGGACCAGUAUGCUUGUAUCGCCGAGUCCAGCACAACUCACUACCACCACCAGUCCCGAGCACGGAACCGGUGGCGGUUUCGGAAAUAAAAAUGGAAUUUGUGCAACCAACGGAAGUUUGACAAACUCGAUUGUUCUGACAAACGAUUCGCUGAGUUAUACUGACGCAAUGGGUAGCAACGGGCCGUCCUACUUGGUGAUUAAUUCAAAUACGCAGUCACCGAUUGGACGAAAACCUUUCUCUAACGAUGAUUCCAUUCGUCUUUCUUCGCCUUAUUUCUUUUCACACUCAGAUGCGAAGCGUAUAACGAUUUGUGGUCAGCAGGAGAAGUCCCAACAACAACAACAACAGCAGGAGCAACAGCAAGUGCUUCGCCAACAACAACCGGCACCACAAACCCAUUCAAAUGGUGCAGAGACAGUCGAUUGUGGGUACGAGGAUUCCAGCAGUUCCGUACCCGGCUCAAAUCUAUUUCCUUCAAGCAUGACUCCUUUACUAGUUCGGUUACCUUCAGGCGAAGCUGGAUAUCUGUUGUGCCCAAGAAGGCAAGACAGUGUGGAUCGAGAAUUCACCACCAACAGUUUACCGAAGAGCUGUCGAAAUCAAAUUACCGGAGGGAGCUUUUACUCCAACAACAGUCGUACAGGGCCUGGAUCGAUGAGACACAAAACAAAUAGCACUUUACUGACAUCAGUCGACACAGAUUCGGACUCAAGGCAAAAUGAUAUACAUCGGUUUUUCCCGUUCUCCCGGCAACGCCAAGCGGAUCAUUCGCUAGAACAGAACCAUUCAAUCGAUCAUCACCACGUCUCAAUUCUUCAUGGAAACCAGGCUGGAAGUCCGUUGGGGUCAGAAACCGGACGAGCCAUGGAGCUAAUUAUAUCUCGAGCCAUUGGAGAUGAAUUUAAGUGUCCUUCUGAUGAUGCGGGAACUACAGCUACGAAUAACUCUCUUAUCACUAUUGACAGAUCAAACUCCGAAGCUGAUAGCAUGCAGAACACUUCACAACUAGAGUUUCGGCAUGUCACGCAAAGUCCACAAAAGAUUAUUAACGUUACACAGGAGCCUACAAAAAUGCAGUUGAAUCUAAUUUCAGAAAGACUGAAAGGAUUUGGUGCUGAGUCAACGCCGUCUUCUGCGUUUAAAAUGACAAACGGCCAAAUGGACAGUGGACUCAGUCAGUCGAGUUCGAACUGA
Echinostoma caproni is the source of this 1791-nucleotide messenger RNA. NCBI's taxonomy places the organism in Eukaryota, Metazoa, Platyhelminthes, Trematoda, Plagiorchiida, Echinostomatidae. The record is from the annotation of a GenBank genome assembly.